AUGUUAAGAGCGACUACUGAAACCACGACAACUUCGUCAUCUUAUCAUCCAGACACUGACCGAGCAAAUGCCCGGAGAAAGUCGCUGAUUGUUAUCACUCCUUCUCAAAUACUCUGCGGCUCCUUUGACAGUAACACCUAUCUGGCAAUGUCAAAUGACACUGGAACUACAACACCUACUGUGCUUCCUCCGUUUUCGUUCCUGAAAAAACCAAUCGAUACUAAGGUGAAUACUUGUGAGGAGUUAAAGCUGAACAUAUCAAAAGCAAUCAGGAGGGAAAGCAGAUCAACAACCCCAAGACUGCCACAGUUGCCCAUUAGUAAAGAUAUCAUUGACUAUGAUGAGAAAAUACGAUUUCCUCAAAUGACCAGUUGUCAGUAUAUCUAUGACACCCAACCGAAAACAAAUCGCACCACUUCAUUCGAAACUGAUUCUCAUAGCAAUCUUGAUUCUGAUUUUGUUGAAAAGAAGGAGUACAAACCCGCUGCUGUUGAUAUGAAUUCAACAAGACGCUAUUCAACGCCAAACAAGACCGACCCAUAUAAUAGUUUACCGAAAUUGUGUGACAAAGUUUCCAAUCAAACUUUGAAUCAAGUAUAUCCUAUUAAAAAGCCAUUGAUGACCCCUGCUGUGUUGCGAGCAGAACCUCUAGUGCAACAGUCACAUCAAACAAAAAAGUACUCACCGAAUACAAAUGAGCUUACAUCCACCUGGAAAGAUGAUAAGUCUACUCCACUAGCACAAAACAUGUCUACAUCGUUCACUGUAUUUAUGUCAGAUUUUCAAUGCAUCAACAUUUCAACCGAACCAAGUCAUCAACAUUGGCAACCAAACAGUGCAACCAACGCUUGUAUGGCUUGCCUUCGGUCUUUCCACAGCCCCCUAGUUACUAUGCUUUAUGAUGUACCCAAACGGCAUCAUUGCCGUUUUUGUGGAUUGAUUUUUUGCAAGCUGUGUUUGGAUUCAACAAGUGGCACUAGCAAAAGUUCAAUUUCGUCUGCAUCGUCUACUCUCACAUCAAGCACAACCGAAUCUGUUGGAGUGUGUACCGAGGGUGACUUGCAACACAGUGAAUACACAAUAAUCAUUGACAAUAAAUCCAACUUUAUAAUCCCAGUGAACUCAAAAGAUGCCAAUGCUAUUACUUCCUUGGCGUGUCAAACAAAGAUUUGUAACAAAUGUUCUCGUCUUUACAAGACAUUGUCAACUGAAAUAAAUAAACGUGAAAAUUUAUUGAAGCUAGUUAAGUGUGACAGUGUGUUGAGCCAGAACGAUUCUUCAGUGCUUGGGCGGGCGGAAGCAGUUGUGGUGGUUGAAAACCCAUACAAUAUCCAAAGCAACAUAAGUGAUUACGAAACUACAACUCCACUCAAGCUCAAGCAAUUGACUAUAUGCAUCAAGAAAAGUGGGAUUAAGGGUGGAAAUGGUGCUGAAAUCGGAUCAGACGUUGGUGCUCAAGAAGAACGGAGAAUGAGUGUUGUUGGGGAGGUACCGAACGACUGGACAUGGAGUUCAUUUUAA
Messenger RNA from Lodderomyces theae, 1521 nucleotides. RefSeq lists its product as uncharacterized. The record is from RefSeq and is a predicted model, not a curated record. Bases 1 to 1521 code for a protein of 506 amino acids. Gene Ontology annotation, molecular function: metal ion binding. The transcript has a single exon. NCBI's taxonomy places the organism in Eukaryota, Fungi, Ascomycota, Pichiomycetes, Serinales, Debaryomycetaceae.